AUGCCCUCCUCAUUCCAAAACAAAACCAUCCUCAUCACCGGCGCCGGAAGCGGCAUCGGUCGAGCCACCGCCAUCAAAUUAGCCUCUCUGGGCGCCUCUCUCUACCUAUCCGACAUAAAUCCCGAGUCCGUUUCCCAAACCCGCGAACUGUGUCCGCAACUCGAAUCAUGCUCCCCACAGAAAUUCCACACGCAUUCUCUAGACGUCAGUGAUUCCCAAGCAUGCAAUACAUACAUCCUCGAUCUCGUGCGCGAACAGGUCACUAUCAAUCACGUGUUUAAUUGCGCGGGGAUUAAUCCGACCGCGAUACCGAUCGAGGAUGUCUCGGAUGAGUAUUGGGAUCGCCUGAUGAAUGUUAAUCUGAAAGGGACGUUUAAUAUCACCCGAGCGGUUGCUCCGCACCUCACAUCGGGGUCUUCAUUUGUUAAUGUAUCGUCGGUCUGCGGGAUGGUUCCCGUGUCGCAGUUUUCGGUCUACUGCGCGACGAAGUACGCGGUGGUGGGGUUCUCGAAAUGUAUGGCGUUGGAGUUGGGGGGUCGGGGGGUCAGAACGAAUGUGGUGGCGCCGGGGUAUAUUGAUACUCCGACCAAUGUGUCGGUGCUAGGGGGACAAGAGGAGGUGAGGAAAAUGGAGGGGGCGGUGGCGAGUGGGAGGUUUGGCUUGCCUGAGGAGGUGGCGGAUGUGGUGGCUUUUUUGAUGGGUGACGAGGCGAGGUAUGUGAAUGGGAGUGUGGUGGAGGUUAAUGGGGGGAUGGCUCAUUGA
Molecule: messenger RNA, 762 nt
Organism: Botrytis deweyae
Lineage: Eukaryota; Fungi; Ascomycota; Leotiomycetes; Helotiales; Sclerotiniaceae
Exons: 1
Coding region: 1-762 (253 amino acids)
Molecular function (GO): oxidoreductase activity, acting on the CH-OH group of donors, NAD or NADP as acceptor
Source: RefSeq, a predicted model, not a curated record